Molecule: messenger RNA, 891 nt
Organism: Paraglomus brasilianum
Lineage: Eukaryota; Fungi; Glomeromycota; Glomeromycetes; Paraglomerales; Paraglomeraceae
Source: the annotation of a GenBank genome assembly
AUGUCGUUACAACCGCAUCUUCUUCCCCCAGCAUAUUUGCUUAAUAUGUAUAGGCAACCAAUGCCUGCUUACCACAUAUUAUCGAAUGAUCAAAUAGGGCAUAGCGAGACGUCACCAACACUACCCAACGUGCCUCCGAUGAAAUCAGAGUAUGGGAACGCCGGAAGUGGGUAUGGAGUCGAGAGAUAUGAAACUCGAAGCCGAGGACCGGGCAGGCGUAUAUGGAGUCAUUCGGAGACCAAGUAUUUUCUCAGUAUCAUGAGAAAAUAUUACAGUAAAGUGAUAGUAGCACCUACGAAUAAUCAAAAGGGAGAAAUUUGGGAUAAAGUCGUAGAAGAACAUAAUAAACAUUUUGCCGAAAGAACAAAACGUUCUUGUCAGCAACAAUGGGAUCGUUUGAUUGGCCGGUACAGGUCAGCAAAAGGCCCACUCCAUUUUGAAUAUGGAGAGGAAGUAAGAUCGAUUGUAGGGGAUGCAGGAAGGCAGCCAUCUUACGAGGCUCGUUUAGCAAAACAUGAUGCUACAGCUGCUCGUCGUCAUUAUAAUCGCACGGAGGAAGAUCUCAACAAACCACCAUUAACGCUUGAGCCGCCUCCUAAUAACCAUGUUACUAACAGUAUGUACGAUCGUUACGAUUAUAAUGGAAUGUACGGAAGGGCUGGUUCGUCUGUAAAGCGAACGAUAUCAGCCGAAGAGGAAAACUUACCCCAACGAAAGAGGCAAUCUACAAUAGAGAGACUUUUAGGCUUGCUGGAGAAGCAUAUUGCAGAUGAACAAGAACGGAGAUUGAUUGAAUCUCAACGAUGGGACGAGCAGAUGCGUCGGAUGGAAGAAAUAAUUGGGUCCAUCAACAAGUUGACGGAUGUAUUAAAAGAAAUAAAGAAUAAAUAA